Lentinula edodes (shiitake mushroom) is the source of this 767-nucleotide messenger RNA. RefSeq names its product NUDIX hydrolase domain-like protein. Lineage: Eukaryota; Fungi; Basidiomycota; Agaricomycetes; Agaricales; Omphalotaceae. The record is from RefSeq and is a predicted model, not a curated record. Gene Ontology annotation, molecular function: ADP-ribose diphosphatase activity. Gene Ontology annotation, cellular component: nucleus. Gene Ontology annotation, biological process: nucleoside phosphate metabolic process; ribose phosphate metabolic process. The transcript has 9 exons. Bases 31 to 708 code for a protein of 225 amino acids.
AAGAGAACUGAGGCACACGUGUUGUACUUUAUGCUCUCUCGCUUCCGUCCUCGUUUCCAAUUUCAUAGGAAUAUCUCGAAACAAGCAAUCAGAAUGUCACAGGAACCCAGAGUGGUUUCUGUAACAGACCUUCCAACCAAUGAAGCCAAAUGGAUCACUUUAAAGAAAAUCAAAUACACCGAUGCAGAGGGCCACGAACGUCUUUGGGAAGUUGCCCAACGCAAGACGCGCAAGUCUUCCGGCAUCGAUGCCGUCGCUAUUCUCGCCAUCUUAAAGUCCAAGGCCAAUUCUUUCCCUCCCUCGAUUGUUGUAGUCGAACAAUACCGUCCUCCGAUCGGCAAGUUUAUCGUUGAACUCCCCGCAGGUCUCAUCGAUGAAGGAGAGACCCCUGAACAGGCCGCUAUCCGCGAACUGGAGGAAGAAACUGGAUACAAAGCUGAUUCAGUGAUUGAGUCCUCACCCAUCCUUGUAUCAGAUCCUGGCAUGACCAAUGCUAAUAUGAAACUCGUCGUCCUCAAUGUCACCUUGGAAGACAAACUUGAGACCCCAGAUCAGAAGCUCGAAUCUGGAGAAUUUAUUGUACGGAGGGUUGUAGAGCUGAAGGAAUUGUUGAAUGAACUCAAAGCUUAUGACAGUAGGGGAUUUAUUCUAGACGCACGGCUUCAUCACCUGGCAGCUGGAUAUGCAAUGGCACUCAAUGGUGUAUAAAGGGAAUCCGUAUCGACUGAAGAAGAUUGUAUCAUUAAUUACCUGAAACGAAUUAAUGA